AUGGCAUGUAAAAGUGCAAAAGAUAUAUGGGAAGAGCUUGACAAUAAAUAUGGAGUAUCUAAGAAAGAAGAGACCAUCACUCCGAUUGCUCCAACCUCAAAUGAUCAAGAAGAGGUAAAUCAUGGAUUAAUGACACAAAUUGGCGAAGAGGUAUAUGAUUUAUCUUCUAUCUCUGUUGAUGAUGCAUUUGAUGAUUCUUCUGUUGAUUCCUACAAUAUAUUUUGUGAUGAAUGUUCAAAUGUUUCUUGUGAUGAUGUUGUCAGUUUCUAUCCUAUUUUCGGGAUGGAUUCCAAGGGAAAGGACAUUGAUGCUAGAGGGGAUAAUCAUGUGGAGACUUCUAAUGAGGAGGAUGUCAAUACAUCGGCAAUGUUACGAGAGAUCCUUUCAGAAAUUCAGGCAAAGAGGUUACUUCUGGAGGGUAGCCAAGGGUACUUUGCAUUUGUAAAAGAAGCACUGAAAGAAGAACUUAAGUUAGAGGAUAUCCCAGUGAUAAGGGAGUUCUCAGAUUUUUUUCCAGAGGACGUACUGGGAUUGCCUCUUGAUCGCAAAGUGGAGUUUUCCAUUGAGUUAAAUCUAGGGAUAGCCCCAAUUUCUAAGGCUCCAAACAGAAUGGCUCUGACUGAAUUAAAGAAGCUAAAGGAGUAG
Malania oleifera is the source of this 645-nucleotide messenger RNA. RefSeq lists its product as uncharacterized. The record is from RefSeq and is a predicted model, not a curated record. Bases 1 to 645 code for a protein of 214 amino acids. Lineage: Eukaryota; Viridiplantae; Streptophyta; Magnoliopsida; Santalales; Ximeniaceae. The transcript has 3 exons.